AUGGUGUUCACAUGCGGUUGCGGACGACCGUUUAAGAGUGGAAGAGGAUUGGAGAACCAUCAGCAAGCAUGUAGGAAACGCAGCAGGCAUGAUGAGAGUAUUGAUGAGGAAGUGUUCGAGUAUGUACGCCAACACCGUUCCGAUGGAGCCAUCAAUUUGGAGUCCUUGCGAAACACGGCGAGAAAUGAAGAGAGGGCCACUCGUGCUCCUACACCAGCUGCGACGUUCCAAUUUCCUAGUGUGGGGGAAGAAGAGGAGAUACCGCUUAGAAACGCUUUCCUGGGUGUGGAGAAGCUGGUAGAACCAGAGGAGGAGAGGUACGAUCCAGACAAGGCCUUGAUGCUCGCUUUCAAUAAGUGCAACGGAGGUAUGGGCCUUUCCACGCAUGAUACCAACUUGAUUCUAGCAGUCAUGCAUGAUUGCCGUUUUGUAAAACCUUCUUUCAAGAACAGAGCUGCCUUGGAGAAGUACGAGAAGCAGAUGUUGGCUGAGAUGACCGGGAUACAGGAGUGGGAGGCUAUAGAUUCACCCAUCACCCCAUCUCCCUCACUCAUCACCCCAUCUCCCUCACUCAUCACCCCAUCUCCCUCACUCAUCACCCCAUCUCCCUCACUCAUCACCCCAUCUCCCUCACUCAUCACCCCAUCUCCCUCACUCAUCACCCCAUCCCCCUCACGGUUUCACCCCAUCUCUCGCACUCAUCACCCCAUUUCAGUCACCCAUCACCCCAUUUCAGUCACACAUCACCCCAUCUCCCUCACUCAUCGCCCCAUCUCCCUCACAGUUUCACCCCAUCUCCCUCACUCAUCGCCCCAUCUCCCUCACGGUUUCACACCAUCUCCCUCACUCAUCGCCCCAUCUCCCUCACGGUUUCCCCCCAUCUCCCUCACUCAUCGCCCCAUCUCCCUCACGGUUUCACCCCAUCUCCCUCACUCAUCGCCCCAUCUCCCUCACGGUUUCACCCCAUCUCCCUCACUCAUCACCCCAUCUCCCUCACGGUUUCACCCCAACUCCCUCACUCAUCGCCCCAUCUCCCUCACGGUUUCACCCCAUCUCCCUCACUCAUCGCCCCAUCUCCCUCACGGUUUCACCCCAUCUCCCUCACUCAUCGCCCCAUCUCCCUCACGGUUUCACCCCAUCUCCCUCACUCAUCACCCCAUCUCCCUCACGGUUUCACCCCAUCUCCCUCACUCAUCGCCCCAUCUCCCUCACGGUUUCACCCCAUCUCCCUCACUCAUCGCCCCAUCUCCCUCACGGUUUCACCCCAACUCCCUCACUCAUCGCCCCAUCUCCCUCACGGUUUCACCCCAUCUCCCUCACUCAUCGCCCCAUCUCCCUCACGGUUUCACCCCAUCUCCCUCACUCAUCGCCCCAUCUCCCUCACGGUUUCACCCCAACUCCCUCACUCAUCGCCCCAUCUCCCUCACGGCUGCCAUUUGGGGUUUUAACUUGGGAGGGAGUGAGGUCGGAAAUCCCUACCGAGCACUGCUUGUGGAAGUCAUGCACGCGCUAGACCUUGGCAUCUUCAUGCACAUCGUGUCAUGCAUUCGAGUCAUGUACAAGGACGACACGAGAGUGCUGAAGGCUCUUGACAAGGCACUGCAGGAUCUGGGUGAUGCAACCCGCAUCUCAGGAUUCCUCCCUACUACUCUAUCCUUCACCCUCAUCUCUCAAACCAUACCUCUCCAUCCCUCUCUGUUGAUCCCUCCUCCACCCUCUCAUCCCAUCUUGCUUCGCCCUCUCCCUUUUUCUCACUCCCUACUUGCCUAUCUCUUCUCUCCACGCCUACCUCCAUGCAGCUCCCACUUCCUCCCUGGCAACUUCUCCCUGCCCAGCCCAUCAUCCUCCCUCUCCUCACCCACUGCAGCUCCCUCCUCACUCGCUAUUCCUCAACACCGCUCCCCCCUCCCGUGCUACUCCUCCCUGCAGCUCCCCCCUCCCGUGCUACUCCUCCCUGCAGCUCCCCCUUCCUUGCUACUCCUCCCUGCAGCUCCCCCCUCCCUUGCUACUCCUCCCUGCAGCUCCCCCCUCCCGUGCUACUCCUCCCUGCAGCUCCCCCUUCCUUGCUACUCCUCCCUGCAGCUCCCCCCUUCCUUGCUACUCCUCCCUGCAGCUCCCCCCUCCCUUGCUACUCCUCCCUGCAGCUCCCCCCUCCCGUGCUACUCCUCCCUGCAGCUCCCCCUUCCUUGCUACUCCUCCCUGCAGCUCCCCCCUUCCUUGCUACUCCUCCCUGCAGCUCCCCCCUCCCUUGCUACUCCUCCUUGCAGCUCCCCCCUCCCGUGCUACUCCUCCCUGCAGCUCCCCCUUCCUUGCUACUCCUCCCUGCAGCUCCCCCCUCCCGUGCUACUCCUCCCUGCAGCUCCCCCUUCCUUGCUACUCCUCCCUGCAGCUCCCCCCUUCCUUGCUACUCCUCCCUGCAGCUCCCCCCUCCCUUGCUACUCCUCCCUGCAGCUCCCCCCUUCCUUGCUAUUCCUCCCUGCAGCUCCCCCCUUCCUUGCUACUCCUCCCUGCAGCUCCCCCCUCCCUUGCUACUCCUCCCUGCAGCUCCCCCCUCCCGUGCUACUCCUCCCUGCAGCUCCCCCCUCCCGUGCUACUCCUCCCUGCAGCUCCCCCUUCCUUGCUACUCCUCCCUGCAGCUCCCCCCUCCCUUGCUACUCCUCCCUGCAGCUCCCCCCUCCCGUGCUACUCCUCCCUGCAGCUCCCCCUUCCUUGCUACUCCUCCCUGCAGCUCCCCCCUUCCUUGCUACUCCUCCCUGCAGCUCCCCCCUCCCUUGCUACUCCUCCCUGCAGCUCCCCCCUCCCGUGCUACUCCUCCCUGCAGCUCCCCCUUCCUUGCUACUCCUCCCUGCAGCUCCCCCCUUCCUUGCUACUCCUCCCUGCAGCUCCCCCCUCCCUUGCUACUCCUCCUUGCAGCUCCCCCCUCCCGUGCUACUCCUCCCUGCAGCUCCCCCUUCCUUGCUACUCCUCCCUGCAGCUCCCCCCUCCCGUGCUACUCCUCCCUGCAGCUCCCCCUUCCUUGCUACUCCUCCCUGCAGCUCCCCCCUUCCUUGCUACUCCUCCCUGCAGCUCCCCCCUCCCUUGCUACUCCUCCCUGCAGCUCCCCCCUUCCUUGCUAUUCCUCCCUGCAGCUCCCCCCUUCCUUGCUAUUCCUCCCUGCAGCUCCCCCCUCCCUUGCUACUCCUCCUUGCAGCUCCCCCCUCCCUUGCUACUCCUCCCUGCAGCUCCCCCUUCCUUGCUACUCCUCCCUGCAGCUCCCCCCUUCCUUGCUACUCCUCCCUGCAGCUCCCCCCUUCCUUGCUACUCCUCCUUGCAGCUCCCCCCUCCCGUGCUACUCCUCCCUGCAGCUCCCCCUUCCUUGCUACUCCUCCCUGCAGCUCCCCCUCCCUUGCUACUCCUCCCUGCAGCUCCCCCUUCCUUGCUACUCCUCCCUGCAGCUCCCCCCUUCCUUGCUACUCCUCCCUGCAGCUCCCCCCUCCCUUGCUACUCCUCCCUGCAGCUCCCCCCUCCCGUGCUACUCCUCCCUGCAGCUCCCCCCUUCCUUGCUAUUCCUCCCUGCAGCUCCCCCCUUCCUUGCUAUUCCUCCCUGCAGCUCCCCCCUCCCUUGCUACUCCUCCCUGCAGCUCCCCCCUCCCGUGCUACUCCUCCCUGCAGCUCCCCCCUUCCUUGCUAUUCCUCCCUGCAGCUCCCCCCUUCCUUGCUAUUCCUCCCUGCAGCUCCCCCCUUCCUUGCUACUCCUCCUUGCAGCUCCCCCCUCCCGUGCUACUCCUCCCUGCAGCUCCCCCUUCCUUGCUACUCCUCCCUGCAGCUCCCCCCUUCCUUGCUACUCCUCCCUGCAGCUCCCCCCUCCCUUGCUACUCCUCCCUGCAGCUCCCCCCUCCCGUGCUACUCCUCCCUGCAGCUCCCCCCUUCCUUGCUAUUCCUCCCUGCAGCUCCCCCCUUCCUUGCUAUUCCUCCCUGCAGCUCCCCCCUCCCUUGCUACUCCUCCCUGCAGCUCCUCCCUUCCUUGCUGUGCUUUUUCCCUCCCCCUAG
Closterium sp. NIES-65 is the source of this 4029-nucleotide messenger RNA. NCBI's taxonomy places the organism in Eukaryota, Viridiplantae, Streptophyta, Zygnematophyceae, Desmidiales, Closteriaceae. The record is from the annotation of a GenBank genome assembly.